Messenger RNA from Ictidomys tridecemlineatus (thirteen-lined ground squirrel), 3076 nucleotides. RefSeq names its product zinc finger and SCAN domain containing 29 (gene Zscan29). The record is from RefSeq and is a predicted model, not a curated record. Gene Ontology annotation, biological process: regulation of transcription by RNA polymerase II. Gene Ontology annotation, molecular function: DNA-binding transcription factor activity, RNA polymerase II-specific; RNA polymerase II cis-regulatory region sequence-specific DNA binding. NCBI's taxonomy places the organism in Eukaryota, Metazoa, Chordata, Mammalia, Rodentia, Sciuridae.
UUCUUUUACUGUGAAGGAAAACAAAGUCUUGAUAGUCAAUACUUGAUUUUUGUGUGGACUGGAAAUCAAUAGUUUGUAGCCCGAGGGGACGGGGUGGACGCAGAGGUCCUCGAGAAGGACUGGAGGUACUAGGGGAGAUCACCCGUGACCCCUGGAGAGAGGCUUUUUGUUGCCUUCCACAGGAUGGUUUUUGGAUCCUCUUGAGAGACUCAUCUUCAUUUAAUUCUUCAAGGACAUGGGAAGAUAGGUGUAAACCCUGGAACUCUGACUCUUAAUUGAAGGGAAGCUGCUUUCUGCUAUGAAUGAUGGCCAAACCCACUUUGAGAGAGAAUGGCCCUAACUCUGAAACCUUAAGACAACGCUUCAGGAAAUUUCAUUACCAUGAGGUCACUGGACCUCGGGAGGCUUUCAGCCAACUCUGGGAACUUUGUUGUCGGUGGCUGAGGCCAGAAGUGCGUACCAAGGAACAGAUUGUAGAAUUGUUGGUACUAGAGCAGUUCCUGUCUGUCUUACCUGGGGAGAUCCAGAAUUUGGUACAGGAACAAUGUCCAGAAAAUGGAGAGGAGGCAGUGACACUGGUGGAAGAUUUAGAAAGAGAGCCUGGAAGACAUGGACCUUCGGUCACAGUCUCUGUGAAGGAGCAGGAAGUGCACUUGGAGAAGAUGACACCCCUGAAAUCAUCACAAGAGUUCUUAAGUGUUCAGCAGGAGUCAAUGGAACUCCAGCCCAGGAAUGUACCCAAGAAAGAGAGGGCAAGAAGUCCAGACCUGGGACCACAAGAACAGAUGAACCCAAAGAAGAAGCUCAGACCUUUUCAAAGGAGUGCAGGAUUUCCACUUCCUAAAUCCGGUGUGGUCUCCAGGUUGGAGCACGGAGAGCCAUGGAUCUCAGAUCUGCUAGGCUCCAAAGAGAAAGAAGUCCCAAAAGGCAGCCACACAGGUGGUAGACAAGUACAUGCUGAUAUGCUAUCAUCCAAGAGAGAGAGAAACUGGGUGGAAAAGGAUCACUGGGGCUUUGAGGAUGAGAAGGUGACAGGUGUACACUGGGGCUAUGAAGAGACCAGAACUCUCCUUGCAAUUCUUAGCCAAACUGAAUUUUAUGAGGCUCUCCAAAACUGUCAUCGAAACAGCCAAGUAUACGGGUGUGUGGCUGAGAGACUCCAGGAGUAUGGUUUCUUCCGAACCCUGGAACAGUGUCGGACAAAGUUCAAAGGUCUUCAGAAGAGCUAUAGGAAAGUCAAGAGUGGCCACCCACCUGCGACCUGCCCCUUCUUUGAAGAAAUGGAGGCGCUGAUGAGAGCUCAUGUCAUUGCUCUGCCUAGUAAUGGCCUGGAAGAGACAGCCUCUCAUUCUGGCCAGGUGAGUAGUGAUGCAGAGACUAAGGAGCCAGGACAGGAGGCCUGGCAGCAUGAGGAAGGAACAGAAACAGCUUUGGCUGAGGCUUCUGACAGUGAUGAAUUGGACCUGGAGGCCACUCCCCAGGACUCAACUGCACCUGUCCUGUUCCGAAGCCCAAGUGGUGUACACUGGGGCUAUGAAGAGACCAAGACUUACCUUGCAAUUCUUAGUGAGACUCAGUUUUAUGAAGCCCUCCGUAACUGUCACCGCAACAGCCAGUUAUAUGGAGCAGUGGCUGAGAGAUUAUGGGAAUAUGGCUUCCUCAGGACUCCAGAGCAGUGUCGGACCAAAUUUAAAAGCCUACAAACCAGCUAUCGGAAAGUCAAGAAUGGCCAAGCACCAGAGACCUGUGCAUUUUUUGAGGAGAUGGAUGCUUUGGUGAGUGCCCAGGUUGCAGUUCCAUCUAGUGAUGGCCAGGAAGAAGAGAUAGUGUCUUGCCCCAUCCAGGGAAACAGUGAGGAAGAAGCUGAGAAGCAAGCUGAGCUUGCAGAAGAGGCCAUAGAAGAAGAUUCUGAUGAUGAUGAAGAGGAUACUGAGAUACCCCCAGGGGCUGUCAUGAACCGUGCUCCAGUCUUAUUCCAGAGUCCCAGUGGUUUUGAAGCUGGAUUUGAGAAUGAAGAGAAUUCAAAACGGGAUAUUUCUGAGGAAGUACAACUGCAUAGGACAUUACUUGCAAGGUCUGAAAGGAGAAUUCCCCGUUAUCUUAAACAAGGUAAAGACAAUGAGAAUGAAUGUAGAUCAGGAAGACCGUGGGAAAAGACCCUAGAGGAGAAGAGAGGAAAACUGACACUCUCAGAGAAGAGUUUAGGUAAAAUCAUAAGUCAUCAAAGACCUUGCUUGGGAGAGAAACCCUUUAAAUAUCUCAGAUAUGGUAAAAGCUUUGGCCCAAACUCCCAUCUCACACAUCAGAUUUCCCCCCAGGUAGAAAAUCCAUAUAAAUGUGCUGAUUGUGGGAAAAGCUUCAGUCGGAGUGCCCGCCUCAUUAGACACCAGAGAAUCCACACUGGAGAGAAACCUUAUAAGUGUCUUGACUGUGGGAAAAGUUUCCGUGACAGUUCAAAUUUCAUCACCCAUAGAAGAAUCCACACAGGAGAGAAACCUUAUCAAUGUGGUGAGUGUGGAAAACGCUUCAAUCAGAGCUCAAGCCUUAUUAUUCACCAGCGAACUCACACAGGAGAAAAGCCCUAUCAAUGUGAAGAGUGUGGAAAAAGCUUCAAUAACAGUUCUCAUUUCAGUGCACAUCGGAGGAUACACACAGGAGAGAGACCCCAUGUGUGUCCUGACUGUGGAAAGAGUUUCAGUAAGAGUUCUGACUUACGUGCACAUCACAGAACCCACACAGGAGAGAAACCCUAUGGAUGUCAUGACUGUGGCAAGUGCUUCAGUAAAAGUUCUGCCCUUAAUAAACACCGAGAAAUCCAUACACGAGAAAAGCUUUUGUCACAGUCAGCACCUUAGUAAGCCUCUAAGGGUAAAUAAAGAAAAGAGCCUAAGUACAUUUAUUGUUUGGGAAGUUCCAAUAUCAAGAUCCAUCUCCUAUUCUGUGCCCAAUUGGCCUAAGAAAUAGUCCUUAGGGUUUAUAUCAUUGUUCGUUUCUUAACUUUCUUCUACACCUAUAGCCAAAUUCCCAAUGCAAUAAUUUUAAGAAUAAAAUGAUUCAGUCCUUCACCUUGCCUGUA